AUGGUAGAUAAAGACAAGGGUAAAUCAAAAAAAUCCGUUAAUCUGAAAAAGAAAUUUAAGGCCAAUGCUAUGAGAAGGCCCACUGGGGUCGUGAUAUCUGAUGAGCCCUCUCGAGUUAAUAUUUCAAAAAGAGCCUCAGUUUCAACUACUCACUCGACACACCAGUCACAUAAUGCCUCUACUCAUGUGGCUCCACAAUCUGGUUAUACUAUAUCUACACCCAUUGUGGUACCUAGUUCGGGUUACCAAACAUUGCAGGGCUAUUCACAUCUUGGUCGUGGGUCUAACAUACCAUCAGUUAGUGCUAGUCAGUGCAAUAGUUUGAAUACUAGUAUUGGAUCAAUUGGACUUUCCAAUCUUCAUAUUGAAUCCAAUGGCUCAGAGCCUAAUACUCCCACCACCCAGCACUCAGAUGCACAUGGUCCUCAGCUAGGCGAUAGAGACAAUUUUCGGAGACUCGUCAUUGAGCCAUUAGGAUACAACUUACGUCCGGAUGUGGGUAUGGCAAAGAUUAUUUUAAAGUGCAUCGGAACUCACUAUAAUGGUGUGUAUCCGAAUUGGAGUUCGAUUCCACUUAACGCCCAAGGGCAAAUGUUCAAUGAAUUUAAGAGAAAACAGAAUGCCUAA
This is a messenger RNA of Solanum stenotomum, 627 nucleotides long. RefSeq lists its product as uncharacterized. The transcript has 3 exons. The record is from RefSeq and is a predicted model, not a curated record. The coding region runs from base 1 to 627 and encodes 208 amino acids. NCBI's taxonomy places the organism in Eukaryota, Viridiplantae, Streptophyta, Magnoliopsida, Solanales, Solanaceae.